AUGCCCGACAGCUCGAAAGGCCGUUUCAGUGAGAGCUGGCAGAACUACGAGUAUGGCGAAGACGAGCGCAAGGCGCUCGAGGCCACAGAGACGAGAAAAAACGUGGCCAAAGCCAAGGCACUGUUGUCGCGGGCGCUCCACGACUCCCACGUUCCCGAAGCCCUCGAAGCUUUGGAGACGUUGAUGGACUGUGGCCAGAAAGUAGGCGCAGAUGUGCUGAGGCAGGUGUUGAUGUUGGCUGCUCUCGCCGAUGCCGAGCGCUUCGGCAAAGCCGUGAACGCCGCAGUGCGCGGCGGGGUGCGCUUUGACGAGCAGGCAUUUGCGACCCUGAUUGGAACGCUACUCGCCAACGAGGCUCCUUUCGCCAUGGUCCGCUGUGCCAUGAACUUAGGUCUUCCCCAA
Molecule: messenger RNA, 402 nt
Organism: Symbiodinium sp. CCMP2456
Lineage: Eukaryota; Dinophyceae; Suessiales; Symbiodiniaceae
Source: the annotation of a GenBank genome assembly